AUGGCAGACCAACAUGCGCGGUCAGGCAGUUCCAUUUCCAGCUCCAGUGCCUCCUCCGACUCAGUGAAUGAGAUAUCCAGGACAGAAUCUCGACCUCAAGGCUUCGCAGAAUCAAUCAAAUCUCGCCUUCGAUCAACCUCAAAUCCCAAUACCCCACAUUUGGACCGAGUCCACUCCGCCAAGCAUCUUGAUGAUCAGUCUGUGUACCAUAGCGACCACCCAACGACAAGCGACGAAGAAUCUUUGGAUGCGGAGAAAGUCGAGACCAUCCAGGAGGUACGAAACGGUAUUGUUAAUGAGCGGGAUGUCGAUCUCGAGAAAGGUCCACAAGAAAGCCCAGAGAUCCAAAAAUCAAAGUCGGCUCGCUCGACUAGAUCUUGCCAGGAUGCCAAACUUGUGGAUUGGGACGGCCCCGACGACCCCGAGAAUCCUAAGAAUUGGCCGAACAAGAAGAAGUGGGCCGCGACCAUCACAGUCUCGUUCUUCACCUUCAUUUCACCCGUCUCCUCGUCGAUGGUGGCACCCGCCUUAACUUCGAUUGCGGCUGAAUUCAACGUGACGGACCAGGUAGUAUCUCAGUUGAUGCUUUCCGUCUUCGUCCUUGCCUAUGCCGUCGGUCCUCUCUUCCUGGGCCCAUUAUCGGAAAUCUAUGGUCGUGUGAUUGUGCUACAACUGUCAAACCUAUUCUUCCUCGUGUUCAAUAUCGGAUGUGCGGUUUCACAGACCAAAGUGCAAAUGAUUGUAUGCCGAUUCUUUGCAGGAUUAGGAGGCAGUGCUCCACUCGCUGUUGGAGGAGGAGUUUUAUCCGAUUGUUUCCGUCCUGAAGAACGUGGUAAGAGUAUCGCGAUCUAUAGUUUGGCCCCCCUCCUCGGUCCAGCUCUGGGUCCUGUCGCUGGCGGUUUCAUUGCGGAGAAUACUACAUGGCGCUGGGUCUUCUACGCGACAUCUAUCACCGAUGGCAUAAUCCAAGUGGCCGGUCUCUUCUUCCUUCGCGAAACAUAUGCCCCUCGCAUUCUCCGUGAUCGUGCCCAGAAACUGCGAAAGGAAACCAACGAUGAAUCCUAUCAAACCGAAGCCGAGCUUCAGAAGAAGACCCUUGCUCAAGUUUUACGCGCUGCGUUGAUUCGACCUUUCCGCCUUCUUCUCACUCAAUCUAUCGUCCAAGUACUUGCGCUCUACAUGGCCUACGUUUACGGCAUUAUGUACCUCGUUCUUUCAACUUUUCCCGCUCUCUGGACCAACCCGGAAUACUACAACGAGUCCAUUGGAAUCGGGGGUCUCAAUUAUAUCUCUCUUGGCCUGGGCUUCUGGUGUGGAUCUCAACUCUGCGCUCCGCUCAACGACCGCAUCUACCGCCGCCUGAAAGCACGCAACAACAACAUCGGUCGUCCAGAAUUCCGUGUCCCACUCCUUGGAGUCGCGGCUUUCCUUAUCCCCGCUGGUUUAUUCAUCUACGGCUGGACCGCGCAGUCACACUGCCACUGGAUCGCACCCAACAUUGGCGCCCUCCUCUUCGGUGCAGGAACCAUUAUUUCCUUCCAAUGCAUGCAGACAUACAUGGUUGACACUUAUACGCGAUAUGCCGCUAGUGCUCUUGCUGCGGGAGCAUUUCUGCGAUCGCUCGCAGGCUUCGGAUUCCCACUUUUUGCACCUUAUAUGUACGACGCUCUACACUAUGGUUGGGGAAAUAGCGUGCUCGCAUUUGUCGCGAUUGCAAUUGGUAUCCCGGCUCCGAUAUUCUUGUGGAAGUACGGCGCGAAAUUGAGAGCCAGCAGCACCUAUGCUGCUGGAUAA
Messenger RNA from Penicillium waksmanii, 1794 nucleotides. RefSeq names its product MFS transporter. Lineage: Eukaryota; Fungi; Ascomycota; Eurotiomycetes; Eurotiales; Aspergillaceae. Gene Ontology annotation, biological process: transmembrane transport. The transcript has 3 exons. The record is from RefSeq and is a predicted model, not a curated record. Gene Ontology annotation, molecular function: transmembrane transporter activity. The coding region runs from base 1 to 1794 and encodes 597 amino acids.